Messenger RNA from Teleopsis dalmanni, 1278 nucleotides. RefSeq names its product lipase 1. The transcript is spliced from 6 exons. The record is from RefSeq and is a predicted model, not a curated record. NCBI's taxonomy places the organism in Eukaryota, Metazoa, Arthropoda, Insecta, Diptera, Diopsidae. Gene Ontology annotation, biological process: lipid metabolic process. The coding region runs from base 1 to 1278 and encodes 425 amino acids. Gene Ontology annotation, molecular function: hydrolase activity, acting on ester bonds.
AUGAGUACAAUUUCGUGGGCGGCACUGGCCUGUUUGCCACGUGUAGGCAUGUCAUCGGGCAAACCGCUUUUCUGGUCAUUUUUCGGCCAGAGCGGUGACACGGACGGUAGUAACGAUGGUGAUGGCACUGGUGCCAGAAGGAAGAACGGCUACGACAAGGAGACUGAGGAGCACGCACAAUGGACAACAAGCGAUUGGAUUCAAAAGCAUAAAUACGAAUUAGAAACGCACAAUGUCAGUACCGUGGACGGGUAUCAUUUGACAUUGCAGCGCAUGCCGAGGCCAGGAUGUCGUCCGGUGUUAUUGGUGCACGGUUUGUUGACAUCAUCACUUAGUUGGGUAAUAAUGGGACCCGGCAAGAGCUUAGCAUUCCUGUUGUUUGAAAAGAGCUACGAUGUUUGGUUAGCAAAUCUACGUGGCAGCAUUUAUGGACGCAAUCAUACGCGUCUUACCGUUAAGGAUGCCGAUUUCUGGAGCUUCAGUUUUCAUGAAAUGGGCGCUUAUGAUUUGCCUGCCAUUAUUGACCAUGUACGCAAUGAGUCGUCAUUUCAUCAAGUGUUGCUAAUUGGACACUCUCAGGCUCUGAAUGCAUUUCUAGUGUUGUGUACUCUGCAACCGGAAUACAAUGAACGGAUUUUAUUUAUGCAAGCCUUGGCCCCAAUUUUGGAAUUGCGAAACUUCACCAAAUUUAAUAAUGACGAUGUGAGGAGAAUCUCAAAAUUUCUAAAGGCAAAAAUAAAAUCACAAUCAUAUGAAGUAUUUCCGGAAGGAUAUUUGCAACAGAAAUGUGUGAAAUCGAAUGCAGAUGCACGCAAAGAGUGUUCUGAGGUGCAAAAAAAAUUUCUAGGAAGUGGACAAUACAAUAGAUCUCUGGAACCCAUUAUUUAUGGCAAGCUUAUACAAGGAGGUUCCUUAAAGGAAAUACAACACCUACAGCAAAUAUGGAAGUCAGGAGAUUUUGUUAGCUUUGACUACGGAGCUGAAGGAAAUCUCAACUACUACAACACCGUCAACCCUAUUAUUUACGAUUUGAAGAAAUUAACAGUACCCCUUGUGCUGUACUUUGGGGACACCGAUGCCUUCGCUACACCUGGCGGAGUACACCGGAUCUACUCGCGCCUGCUAAGCACAGUAAUUGGCGUUUAUCAUAUCUCAGCGCAGAAAUUUAAUCAUUUGGAUUUUUUAUGCGCAAGCGACGUGAAGAGUUUAGUGAACAAUAAACUAAUUGAGACAAUGGAAAAUUAUUUGACAGCCAAGCUCAAGUACAUAAUUGAAUAA